AUGGCACAUCCUUCAAGCAGCCCUCCCUGCGAUAGUAGUGCUGUGCAUUCUUCAACUACUGUCAAAGCAUUGUCUUCUAUCAUUUCUCAGACAUGUGUCCAACCACAUGCUGGACUUCAUGUGUCAUGGUCAACCCCAUUAGCACAGACCACAGUUGUUCCUGCAAGGGAAUCACAUGGAGCCAAUCCUCUACUAGCUGCUGCUGGCAUCCCUCAAUGUUCUUCACCACAUGAUGCUGUGACCAUUGUAGGUGAUAUGGCAGGUCUCAAUUUGAUGCAAGUGACCUCUAGUGUGGGUAGUAGCAUACUUCAUGCUCACAUACCAUCACCUCCUGGCCCACCCUCUGACACAUUACACUCUCAACCAACCAUUGCAGCUCGAGUGGUUCAUCACAGUUUUCCCAUCAUCAACCCAAAUUUGCGCCACAUUGCUAGGCGAUUCCUGGGGAGGCAACCUCCCACUAAUACUGUUCACUCUGAUAUCAUUGAUGACAGAGCUGCUACCACAAUGGCAGAACCACAGGAGGCAGUUCACAAAGAGCCAUUGAGUGGCACUACAUCUAUAAGUAUGAAUGGUGCAGUUGCCACUCCCCCACUCAGGCUAGCCACCACUGUCUUAGUAGAGGAUCUCAUUGACAGUGAGGAGGAAAAUAUGCAACAAAAGCCAAACAAUCAAAAGAGAAAACAGAGGAAUAUUCAGACCCCAUCGCCACCAAUCACCGUUAUCAACACCGCCAAGCGCCGAGUUGCUUCGGAAUCCAGCGACACGUCCGAGGAUGUUCCUCAAAAGCGCCAGAAGCUGAAGCACAGCGCCCAGGCUGCCACUUCGGCCACGAACUUGCCUCGUUUCAACUCAGGUUCGGCGACAAGUGAUACCGAUCACGUUCCGCCACGCUCAGCGUCUUCUUCAAACAGACAUUCAUCCAGCAGCAUCGAAGUCUUUGACGGAGUCGUCGUUCGCAACUCGGACGGUCCGAAAUCCAUCGCAGAUGCGUACAACACUCGUGUGGAGUCUUCCGUCGCUCGUCGUGACAACCCGCCGAAGAAGUCGGGGAAGGUGUCGGUUUCGGUUGAAUUGCCGGUGCGCGCUCCCAAGAAGUCAGGUGGAGGUGCGGUGGCGACGAGCAGCAGGGUGCGGGUGGAGGACAUGCAAGAGACGGCCGAUGUCGAAACCGCCGAUCACCAGCGGGCAAAAAACCACGCGAGUGUGGUCUCGAGGAAAGUGCGUCGCUGGGCGGAUAGGUUGAAAGGGAUACAUACCGCGUAUUUGGAAGCCCUGUUUGACGAAGAAAUCAUUCCUAUGUCCGGACGUGAGAUUCUGGAGUUAUUGAAAGAGAUCGACGAGGACAAGAAUUGGGCUACUCGUGCGGAAAUCGAGGAUUCUCAUCUCGAACAGUUUCUCAGCAUUGUCGUGGAUGCCCAUCUAGCGAACGGCACUGAAGCCCACAAGCUUGCAACACUCAUCCUUGACAACUUUGCGCAAAGGUUCCACAACUUGAGAUACCCACGCAGACGGUGAAGGGAGGAGGUGAGGUC
Suillus paluster is the source of this 1535-nucleotide messenger RNA. RefSeq lists its product as uncharacterized. Lineage: Eukaryota; Fungi; Basidiomycota; Agaricomycetes; Boletales; Suillaceae. The coding region runs from base 1 to 1518 and encodes 505 amino acids. The transcript is spliced from 4 exons. The record is from RefSeq and is a predicted model, not a curated record.